Messenger RNA from Trypanosoma brucei brucei TREU927, 1365 nucleotides. RefSeq lists its product as hypothetical. Lineage: Eukaryota; Euglenozoa; Kinetoplastea; Trypanosomatida; Trypanosomatidae. The transcript has a single exon. The record is from RefSeq and is a predicted model, not a curated record. Bases 1 to 1365 code for a protein of 454 amino acids.
AUGGCACUGAAUGUCGUGAGCAUGGUGAUUAAGAUCAACCGCGUGCUGCUCAUCGGCUGCGUUGCCUACCUUUUGUCCCGCGUUGUUGACGGAUUGAUCAGGGGCGACGAUCUCCUUGGAAGGGAGAACCAUCAACGUUUUAGCGUGCUACCUAACGGUAAUGCAAUUCACCUAAACUUUGUGAUCCGAAAAAACCGCAACUGUACCGACCACCACUCAUCACACAGUGAUGAGGGAAUCAAAGAUAGCAUCAGUGGUAUCAGUACUGCUGCCGACGCAAUACCAAAAAAACGGUCGAGCACGGCCCCACAUCAUGUGAAGCAGCCAAGUUCGACUGGGGUAAUGGCCGUCUUCACAUUUGGGCGACCGCACCUCCCCAACGGUGCCAUAACCGACACGUUUAAGAAGCGGUUAGUGCAUGCAGUGCGAAUGGCGCUUCUUACCGGUGCUCCUUGGAUUAUUGUCCCAUGUAGUCGAGGAGAACGCACGAACUCCGAGGCAUUCUUGCGGAACAUGGGCUCUCCAGGAGAUCUUCUCUUUAAUGAUGCCGUCGUAGAGGAUCUUCCCCCCGAACUACAGGAACUGGCUAAGCAGCUGCGCGAUUCGAUGCGUUUCGCCGCUUCGUUAGACGAAUGGAUUCAAAGUGGCAACCCUAUUGAACAUUUUGCGCGAGUUGCCAACGUAGAGGGAACUGGUGUAUCGAUUGCCUCCCCGCGCCUCUUACGACACGGACAAUCUCAAUGGAUUAUUCCGGAGUUUGUGUGGGUUGAUCGCAAUGAGUCGUGGGUGGUGAAUACAAAGGAAGAUAUCAAACAUGGUUUACUUGUCUUGCUGAGGCGUGUCCUUCAAAUUGAUUUCUAUGGCGAAAAUAGUGAGUCACAAUCCAAGCAGGAUGCAGACGCAGCUUGGUUGGAACGGGGCAUAUUUGAUAUCAUUGUGGUGGGAAGUAUGCAUAACGAGGGAUUUCUUUACUCAGCUACCUCAAGGGAAUUGAGCUUUCUCUCGCGGGCACAUCGUCAAAGUACCGUACUCCAAAGACAGGGACGAGAAAACUUGCUUGUGUCGUGGCUUUCGAAGAAUAUUAACGUUCGAAUUACUUCUGCGGAGGACUCCGUCCCAGAAAUUACAGUUCCAGAGCCAUGGAUCGUUGACGCUCAGCCCGAACCACGCGCCUUGAGGAAGGCCUGGUGGUUGUUUAGGAUGCUUGCUCCAUUAUCUCACACUAUCCACCUGAAUUAUUGCCGCUGGAGUGCGUGCAUACGCUGUUCACUGACAUCUGUCAGGAUUAUCAACUUCGUCUUUGAGUUUUUUGCCGCAAUUGAGGCUAUUUUGACAGAAAAGGUGAACAUGCUCGGUUACUUUUGA